AUUCGCCGUUUGUAGCAGAGGUUUUGUGUUUUUUUUUUUUUCAUUUUUAUAAAAAUGCAUUGCGAUUGAAAUAAUGGUUUGCUGCCGUCCAUUUCACUUUUACUCGGUCUUGAAUCCUUUGAAUUAAUUAAUCAUGUGAAGUUUAACUUUCAAUAACUUGAAGUCAUAAUAUAUUCGGAUGUUAUUAAGUUUUAUCAUCUAUGAUUAAGUCGAAUUGAUGAUGAAAAAAAUUAUAAUGCAAAAUGUUUGUCAUCAACCUGUGCCAUUUAAUAAUAUUUUGCUCUGCCUUUAUCUUUUCUGAUGUCAUUAAGCCAGAUAUUUUUAGUUCAUUAUCAUAUUAUGAAGUUAUACAAAAAUCUGAUAUUCAUCAUAGAUAUCGAAGAGAUUUGAAUGGUCAAAAAUCAAGAUACAUGAGUUUUAAAGUUCAUGGUAAAUACUUUAACAUAUAUUUAUAUCAUUCUCAUAGUAUCUUUUCUCCUGGUUUUGAGGCUGUCUCAGUUGAUGGAACUGGUCAAGAAAAUAAAGUUGAGAUUGAUAAAGAUUCUUAUUAUGAAGGAUAUGAUUUAAAAGAUCAAAGUUCACAUAUUAUUGCUCAUGUAGAAACCAAUAUGAUAACAGCUACUUUGAUAUCUAAUAAUAAUACUUAUAUAAUUGAACCAAUGUGGCGAUAUAAUAGUAGUGAUUUAAAUAAAAUGUUAGUUUAUAAAUUAUCGGAUGUAUAUCUAAACUUUACUCAUAUGCACAUGCCAAAAUUAUUUUGUGGAGUUAAUAAAGUAAAUCCAUAUAAAGGAAAUGUAAAAAUUACACCAGAAAGAAAUAAAAGGGAAACUUCUACAAAAUUAGAUAAAGAAAAAAAUAGAUGUACCUUGGAGCUUGUUGGAGAUUAUUCAUUUUAUGUCAAUAUGGGAAUGUCAAAUGAAGUAAAUGCUGUAAAUUACAUGGUUCAAGUAGUGAAUAGAGUUAAUUUGAUUUAUAAAGAAACAGAAUGGACUGAAAUUGGAAAAAAUAUUGGUUUUCAAAUUAUAAAAGCCACUGUAUUGAAUAGUUACAGUAGUGAUAAUAAGCAUAUAUAUAAUUCUAAGAAAAAAUGGGAUCCUGAUAAUUUGCUUGCAGCAUUUAGUCGCUCUGAUUGGAGCAAAGUAUGUCUAGCUCAUCUUUUUACAUAUCAAGACUUUGAUAAUGGGGUGAUUGGUUUGGCAUAUGUUGCAACACAAGGUACUAAUGAACAUGGUGGUAUUUGCUCAAAUAAUUAUACUGAUGCGACUGGCCUUCGUCAUCUUAAUUGUGCUUUAAGCAGUAGUUUUAACUGGGGAAGAAAAUUACUAACUGUUGAAGCAGAUUUAGUUACUGCUCAUGAGUUGGGCCAUAAUUUUGGUUCAAACCAUGAUGUUUCACCACCAUGUGUUUCAUCCACAUCACGUGGAAAUUACAUAAUGUAUGCUACUGCAGUAUCUGGUGAGCAUGACAACAAUAAGCGUUUUUCUCCAUGUAGCAUUGAUGCUAUAUCAAAGGUUUUAAAAGCAAAAAAAGAUAAAUGCUUUGAAAAGGAAGUUGAUAAGUUUUGUGGAAACAAAGUAGUUGAACAAGAUGAACAGUGUGAUCCUGGUUUAAAUAGAACUGAUAAAUGUUGUCAGGAUAAUUGCAGGUUUAGAGAUUCUUCUUAUCAGUGCAGUGAUUUUAAUGAUCUUUGUUGUAAAAAAUGUAUGUUUGCAAGCAAUGAAACUGUAUGUCGAGCAAAGUUCGAACUAGAUUGUAAAGCAGAAACUAAAUGUAAUGGCAAACAAAAAGACUGCCCAGAAUCCCCUCCACUAUCUGGUAAUGAAUGUGGGCUAUCUCAUGGAAAAUGUAAGGAUGGUGUUUGUAUUUCACUUUGUUGGCUAGAAAAUAAAACUUCUUGUUUGUGUGGUGCUGGAGAAAAUGCAUGCAAUGUUUGUUGCAAUAAUACAGAUAAUGUAUGUAAACCAAUUGAUAAGAAGCUUCUAGAAAAAGAUGGCAGUCCUUGUGCUUUAUUAUCAAAUCAAAUUGGUCAUUGUGUGUCAGGAAAAUGUGAAAAAUAUCAAAUAAAUGUCCAAGAUCAAUUUUCUGAUUUACUAAAAAGCUUUACAUUCAGUAAGUUUGCUAGAUUUAUGAAAGCAAACAUUGUAGGGACAAUAUUAACAUUUUCAUUAAUGGUUUGGAUUCCGCUUGCAUGUAUUGUAAACUAUUUAGAUCACAAACAAAAGAUAGAAGACACAGAAAAAAGGAAUUUAAAUGUAGAGUGGAUGAAUCCUAAGAGUACUGAUUUUAUAAAAAAGUUUAUUAACAAUGAUAAAAAGUUGAAAGUUAAAACAAAAUAUCAUGUACCAACAUAAUUUUUUCUUUAUUGAAACUGUGCUAGAGUAGCAUAGUAAGAAAAAUAAAUAUUUUAAAGCUUAAAUCUAAUUUUGUUUUUUUCUAAAAGACUAUUUUUUCGAUUUAUUAUGUUUGAUAGCUUUAAAAAUGAAAAUCUUUGUGUUAUUUUACAUUUAAUAUGGUUUCCAGUUGCUAAUUUAUACGUAUCCAUAUAAUUUUUAUUAACUUGUGAUAUGGAUGAAAAGUUCAUAUUGUUAUGUGUAUCUCUGUUUUUUGCUAUGAUAUGAAUAUGAGUUUCA
Molecule: messenger RNA, 2630 nt
Organism: Hydra vulgaris (swiftwater hydra)
Lineage: Eukaryota; Metazoa; Cnidaria; Hydrozoa; Anthoathecata; Hydridae
Product: disintegrin and metalloproteinase domain-containing protein 17
Biological process (GO): Notch signaling pathway; membrane protein ectodomain proteolysis
Cellular component (GO): plasma membrane
Molecular function (GO): metalloendopeptidase activity
Source: RefSeq, a predicted model, not a curated record